AUGCGACUCGCUCCGUUGAUUCUCCUCAUUCGACGGCUCGCCAUGACUCGUCUCGUAACCAUCUUCCUGAUCGUCUCCUGCUUUCUUCUGGUUCCAAAUGUCUCCUGCUUGACCAAAUUCUAUUUCAAUGGUACCUUCGAGUGCUUCGCGCCGCACUUCCGCCAUCAUAUCACUAUCUUCGAGGAUGAUUGGUUCUUCGAUGACGCUAUCUCCCACAUCGCCGCCAAAAGUUCGCAUGCCCCACACUUCUUUGAGGCAUAUGCUGAGGACACAACUGAUUAUAGUGGAAACUUUGAACUGUACAUGGAUAUUGUGCACAGUUGCAAUACGAAAGGGGAACAAGUGCUACCAUAUAAGAAGUUGAGAUAUUAUCUUGGCAACUUCCCAGAAAACAUCAAAGAAUACCAUAGAACGCUCCACAUCAACCUGACUGACGCUGGCGAGGACACGACCGAAGUGAUCGGGACGAUGAAGAAAUUCGAAGAGAACAUCGUCGAUGCAAGCAGUGAAUUCAACUGA
This is a messenger RNA of Caenorhabditis remanei, 519 nucleotides long. RefSeq lists its product as uncharacterized. The record is from RefSeq and is a predicted model, not a curated record. NCBI's taxonomy places the organism in Eukaryota, Metazoa, Nematoda, Chromadorea, Rhabditida, Rhabditidae. The transcript has 4 exons. The coding region runs from base 1 to 519 and encodes 172 amino acids.